Messenger RNA from Salvia miltiorrhiza (redroot sage), 1790 nucleotides. Its product is annotated as DEAD-box ATP-dependent RNA helicase 10. Lineage: Eukaryota; Viridiplantae; Streptophyta; Magnoliopsida; Lamiales; Lamiaceae. Gene Ontology annotation, molecular function: nucleic acid binding; ATP binding; RNA helicase activity. The record is from RefSeq and is a predicted model, not a curated record. The transcript has 11 exons. Bases 178 to 1554 code for a protein of 458 amino acids.
GAGUUUGUUUUACGAUCCAGCCCGAUUCGACCCGACCGCCCUAACACACAAAAUAGAAAAACCUUAAAACCCUUCCCGGGAGUCCCUUCUUCUCACCACAAAAACCGCCGCCUUCGAUAAUCCUAAUCGCCGCCGUCCACCUCCGUUUUCCCGAUAACCGUCGCUGGAGCUCCUGUAAUGGGGGAUUCUGCUCAAGCUCCUAUUAGGGAGGAAGACCUUGUGGAGAAAACAUUCAAGGAUUUGGGAGUAAACGAUCAAUUAAUAGACGCCUGCGACACUCUCGGUUGGAAAAACCCUACUAGAAUACAGUGUGAGGCCAUACCUCUUGCUUUAGAAGGGAAAGAUGUGAUCGGGCUCGCCCAAACUGGGUCGGGCAAAACCGGCGCCUUCGCGAUUCCGAUCAUACAAUCGCUCCUCGAAGCUCCGCAGGCGUUUUUCGCCUGCGUGCUUGCCCCAACGCGCGAACUCGCCAUUCAAAUUGCCGAGCAGUUCGAAGCCUUGGGUGCCGGAAUUCACCUCAGAUGUGCUGUGCUUGUGGGAGGUGUGGACCAAGUACAACAGAGUAUUGCCCUUGGCAAACGGCCGCACAUUGUUGUGGCUACGCCUGGACGUCUAAUUGAUCAUCUUUCUAACACCAAAGGGUUCUCUUUACGUACACUGAAAUACUUGGUACUAGAUGAAGCAGAUAGAUUGCUGAAUGAGGAUUUUGAGAAAUCACUCGAUCAAAUAUUGAGUGAAAUUCCCCGCGAAAGGAGGACGUUUUUGUUUUCUGCUACGAUGACCAAUAAGGUGAAAAAGCUACAAAGAGCUUGUUUGAAAAAUCCUGUAAAGAUUGAAGCUGCAUCAAAAUAUUCAACUGUUGAUACAUUGAAGCAACAGUAUGCCUUUGUUCCUGCAAAGUACAAGGAGUGCUAUCUUGUAUAUAUCUUGACUGAGUUGACAGGAAGCACAUCCAUGGUUUUUACGCGAACAUGUGAUGCCACUACACUCUUGGCAUAUAUUCUUCGUAACCUUGGCUUCAAAGCCAUUCCUAUUAAUGGUCAUAUGACCCAGUCAAAAAGGCUUGGAGCCUUGAAUAAGUUUAAGGCUGGAGAAUGCAACGUUCUUAUCUGCACUGAUGUUGCCAGCAGAGGACUGGAUAUUCCAUCAGUAGAUGUGGUUAUCAACUAUGAUAUUCCCACAAACUCAAAGGAUUACAUACAUCGGGUAGGAAGAACUGCUCGUGCUGGACGGUCAGGGGUGGCUAUAUCAAUUGUGAAUCAAUAUGAGGUGGAAUGGUACUUUCAGAUAGAGAAGCUUAUAGGUAAAAAACUGCCAGGGUACCCUGCCGAGGAGGAAGAGGUUUUGUUAUUAUUGGAGCGUGUUACAGAGGCGAAAAGAAUAUCUCAAUCGAAAAUGAAGGAAGCUGGGGGCAAGAAGCGUAAGAGAGGCGGUGACGAUGAUGGUGAAGAAGACAUAAGUAACUACUUGAAUCAAAAUAAAAAAGGAAGAUCAGGGAAUAAAGGAAAACCAGCUAAUAAAGGAAAAUCAGGAAAUAAGGCAAAAAGAAGAUGAUACACAGUUUUUCAAGACUUGUUAAAUUUGAAUUUUGCGCGGGUAUCAUCUAUAUUGGGUUCGUGAUGUUUUCUUUUUUAUUUAUUUUUUAUGUUUUAUUUCUUUUUGGCUAGGACUAUAUAGGUGUAGAAUUAUUACCAUAUAUGUUGAUUACUUAAGUAGGCAUCUUCUUUGUUGGAGAAAAGCUCCGGAUUUAUGUUGAACUAACUAUAUGAAUGGUUGUAUUCCGAUAUUAA